Molecule: messenger RNA, 1766 nt
Organism: Ostrinia furnacalis (Asian corn borer)
Lineage: Eukaryota; Metazoa; Arthropoda; Insecta; Lepidoptera; Crambidae
Product: proton-coupled amino acid transporter-like protein pathetic
Exons: 16
Coding region: 138-1754 (538 amino acids)
Biological process (GO): amino acid transmembrane transport
Cellular component (GO): vacuolar membrane
Molecular function (GO): L-amino acid transmembrane transporter activity
Source: RefSeq, a predicted model, not a curated record
AUUCGUACUGACAGUUUGACAAAGAGAAUAAUUUUGAUACUGAAUUUGUGUGUCGUUUUUGUGAAAUGUUUCUGUUUUUCUACAUGCUGUACAAAUUGAUGUUGAAUUUCUUCAAGCAUUAGAAUAGUUCUUGGAGGAUGGUGAAUACUCCGAGAGGACCAAGUCAAAACCCAAGUCGCGAGCCCAGCCGGGAUACAAUACAACCUAACAGCACUCCACCUGCAGGGAGUCCUGUUCAAGCCUCUGGAGUCCCUAGCCAUGAAUCUACCAGAAGAACUCCAGAUCGAAGAAGUACUCACAGUUCUCGGGUGUCAAGUGCAUCAUCACGUAAUGUUGUAGUCGACCAACGAAGUGUUGAGAGUUUGGGAUUAUCAAUCCGCGAUAGACCAAGACAUGGCGGCCCAACGGAAGUUAUCGACAAGUUUGAAGUCAAAAAUACAUGGGAGGCUGCGAAGACCUAUGACUUUAUCGGCGCUAGAGGCGAGGGACGUAAAUGCAAUGUGUUAGAGUCCAUCGGUCACCUGGUGAAGAGCUGCCUAGGUGGGGGCAUAGUGGCCAUCCACGAGUCGUACAAGACCUGCGGGCUUUGGACUGCAUUGGUCCUCAACGUGUUUCUAGGAUUUGCUGUCAGCUACUGCAUGCUGAUUCUCGCUAAAUCCGCCCAGAGGAUGUAUGGUCGCGUUCAGGUCCCGAAGAUGACGUUCCCAGACUUGGCCCAAGCGUCCCUCGAGGUCGGGCCUUGGCCGAAAUGGAAGAAAUGCGCCAAGUGCUUUCGAUACUGCGUGGACGCAACGAUCACGAUCGAUCUGUUCGGCUCGUGCUGCGUCUACCAGGUGGUCAUUUCUCGCACCAUCAAGCAGCUGGUCGAGAACACCGACAGCGUCACCAAUGAAGGCAGUGGUUCCUACCCCAGCAUUCGGGUCUACAUCAUCUGUUUGCUAAUCCCUUGCAUACUCAUCUGCAUGAUCACCACUCUGAAGUAUCUGGCGCCUUUCUCGAUUGUUGCUGAUGUAUUCAUCGUGAUCGUGGCCAUAGCAACCAUCUACUAUGGUGUAAGAUUCCACACCAAGAGCCCGUUGGACUUCAAGAUAUUCGGCACAGUGCCAGGGUUGUUCGAGUUCAUGGGCGUCUGUGUCUUCAGCAUGGAGGGUGUGGGCGUGACCCUGGCCAUCGAGAACAGCAUGCAGGAGCCAAGGAAAUUCCCUAUCGUGCUGGCUGGAGGAAUGUCCAUUGUGGUAGCCAUGGUGAUGACCGUUGGCUUCUUCGGCUAUUGGGGUUUUGGUGAAAAUUCCAAGUCCCCUGUCACUGUCAAUUUUCCAAUGGAAAUCUUCCCCAUAAUCCUGAAGGUGUUCAUGGCGCUCAUGAUCUACGUGACGUUUGCACUGAACUUCUGGGUCCCUUUCGAGCUCGUGUGGUACUACUUGAAGAAGAGGCACCCGGCUGAGAAGUAUUGGCUAUGGGAGAGGGUGUACCGUGCGAUCUUUGUGCUGGGCAUCACGCUCAUUGCUGUCACCUUCCCUAAUGUGUCCAAGUUCAUGGGAGUGUUAGGCUCAUUCUGCCUUUCCAACAUGGGCUUUAUCUUCCCUGCCUUCAUCGAACUCAGCAUCGACUGGGAGGAGCCAGGGUUGGGCUUCAUGAAGUGGCGGCUGAUCAAGUUCAUCAUCAUCUUACUUUUCGGCAUCGCGCUGUGCUGUGUCGGUACCUAUACCAAUGUGAAAGAGCUGAUCACAGAGGUGUUCUUUACGAAAAAGUAGAAUAAUUUAGAA